Molecule: messenger RNA, 1548 nt
Organism: Suillus subalutaceus
Lineage: Eukaryota; Fungi; Basidiomycota; Agaricomycetes; Boletales; Suillaceae
Exons: 5
Coding region: 1-1548 (515 amino acids)
Biological process (GO): regulation of cyclin-dependent protein serine/threonine kinase activity
Cellular component (GO): cyclin-dependent protein kinase holoenzyme complex; nucleus
Molecular function (GO): protein kinase binding; cyclin-dependent protein serine/threonine kinase regulator activity
Source: RefSeq, a predicted model, not a curated record
AUGGUUCGCGCCGCUGCUCACUCGUUGGCCCAUCGGGGGCCACCAACAACGUCACAUUCGCACACUCGGGUUCGCUGGCAACCCUAUUAUGCCACCCUUUCCUCAGUUUCCUCACGCCCCUCUCCUUCAUAUCUCAUUACUCCCGUCUCAUCUGUAUCAUCCAUUUCACCUUCUCCUCUAUCAGCAUCAGUCUAUGAACCAGACCGGCAGCGAAAUCCUCAGUUUCAUCCCCGAGAAUGUCAGCUCCGCGACUCCCAGAAAUCGAAAUAUGUAACUGGUUUAGUCGAUCAAGCUGUAGGAUCUAUAUGCGACAUAUGGAACCCUCAGGAUAUCCCUUUUGUCUUCUUAACAUCUAUUCCACUCCACGGGCGUAAUACUCAGCUCCCCUCUCCCAUAUCUCCAACGACACAGCCAUCUCCCACGCCCGUCCCAUGCAUUCCCGAUUCGUACUCCCUUCAUUCGCCCAAGAUACCCCUGACGCCCGAUUCGAGCGAUCAGGCCCCGCGUUGCGAUGUUGCGCCCAUGAAAGGAUUUGUUCACGAGGUUCUUCGUCGUUCUCGCACGUCAGGCAGCGUUCUGCAGACAGCGCUUUGUUACCUGGAAGCUAUUCGCGCCAAGGUCCCAGAGCUGGUUUCGCAGGAGAAGGGUUGCCCUGGGUCCACUUGCGAAAGGGAAUCGGUUGAACGUAUUUCCCAAGGCGAGGUCAGCGCAUUUUGCGCUGAUCUUGAUGGUCCUACCUCUUCGUCGGAUACGUCGGCAGGCAAUGGCUUGCUGGAUACUAUCCGUGUCAAUCCUAUUACACUUGAGGCCGAUUCUGUAUUCGCAGAGCCGGCACUCGACGCAGACGAGGUGUCUAUGCACAAGCCUAAGCAGAGUAGUGGCUGUUUAACGCCGCUCCCUCCACUUCCCUCGCCGCUUUUGUGUCCUCGUCGCACUUUCCUCGCGUCACUCAUUCUUGCGUCGAAAUUCAUGCAAGAUCGCUGUUACUCGAAUCGUGCAUGGGCUAAACUUUCGGGCCUUCCGCCACGGGAGAUUGGCCGUUGUGAACGUGCUCUGGGCGAGGCGCUUGAGUGGCGCCUCUGGGUCGGCAAGUUGCCUCCAGCGCCGGUUGCUACCGGACGCGCCCUCACAAAGUGCAAGAGCGAAAGUCUCGACUCAUGUUCGGCGACGAUUUCGUCUGCUGUUGAGACUUCACGAUGGAUGCCAACACAAUCGAGCCUGGGAAUGGAUAGCAGUCCGGACAACUCCGAGAUCAGUCCACCGACGCCUGGUCUCAGCUACUCGCCUACGCCCACAGAGUCAUCACUUGGGGAUCGCACCAUUCAGAUGUCAAGUUUUAUGGACAUGUCGACGCCGCCGCCGCCAUCCUGUCAGUUCGCCGCUUUUUCGAGCGCGCAGAACGAUAAGAUGUUGCAGCCGGUACCGAUUCCGUUCAUGUACUCAAUGUCGAACGAUGUGUAUCAGAGUCAUCAUAGGGAUCAGCCGUAUUUUGCAGCGGGUCUGUCGGCAUCACACAACGAAUCCUGGCCUUCAGUAUAUGCUUUUUGA